AUGGAAUCAAAUAAGAAUAAUAGGACUAAGUGGUGUGCAGUUGUAAAAUUAACGACUUUAACAGUUUAUGCGGGUUUGAUAUUAUUCUGUGUGCCAGUUUUAUGUAACAUAGAUUCAUCCCAACCUCUCAUAUACGACUACAUCUACAACAGUACCAACUAUGCCCAACUUGAUCAUAGCAUAAAAUUAGACCCGAAAUUUUACUCUAAGAACAAUAAUAGCCAUAGGACAGACCCCAAAGAAAAUGACGAGUUCAAUAGAAAUAAGUAUGAAAACAAAAAGGACGGUCUGUUGGUGGGAUUCGCGCAUGAUCCCUUCAGAUAUUCGAUACCUGCAGCUGAUUACAUGAGAGGAGUAAGAGCAAUAAACCAAAGUCAAUAUUCUAACAAGGAGCGAGGGAAGCGUGGUGUUCUCCACCUGUACAACAUGUUGACGUGCGCGACUGGAUGUGACCCUAUCAGUUACAAGGGGUACGGCUGCUACUGCGGCUUCCUCGGCUCAGGGAGACCUACUGACGGGAUUGAUAAUUGUUGCCGCCUGCACGACGAAUGCUACGACGACGUCUACUGUCCCGUCAACAGUGUUUACUUACAACCGUACUACUGGAAAUGCUUUAAUAGAGAACCGCACUGUGCUUUAGAAAACUAUCACACUAGAAAUCAAGUUAUAAACGGUUGUGCCGCGAGAUUGUGUGAAUGUGACAGACGGUUUGCUAUGUGCGUUAGAAGGUAUUCUUGUCCUAGAGGCAAGUCCUUCUGUAGGUCUGACCCUCUGAGAUUGAUCCAGAAUAUUUUAAUGUUUAAA
Molecule: messenger RNA, 804 nt
Organism: Brenthis ino (lesser marbled fritillary)
Lineage: Eukaryota; Metazoa; Arthropoda; Insecta; Lepidoptera; Nymphalidae
Source: the annotation of a GenBank genome assembly